Melampsora larici-populina 98AG31 is the source of this 1611-nucleotide messenger RNA. RefSeq lists its product as uncharacterized. The coding region runs from base 1 to 1611 and encodes 536 amino acids. Lineage: Eukaryota; Fungi; Basidiomycota; Pucciniomycetes; Pucciniales; Melampsoraceae. The transcript has a single exon. Gene Ontology annotation, cellular component: nucleus. Gene Ontology annotation, biological process: cleavage in ITS2 between 5.8S rRNA and LSU-rRNA of tricistronic rRNA transcript (SSU-rRNA, 5.8S rRNA, LSU-rRNA). The record is from RefSeq and is a predicted model, not a curated record. Gene Ontology annotation, molecular function: polynucleotide 5'-hydroxyl-kinase activity.
AUGGGUACAAUUGAAAUCAAUGGGGCAAGAAUCAAAGCAGAAGAAACCAAUGAACCCACCGAGAUCUUCGCACCCAUUAGUCAUCCAUUACCGAUUCUAACCACUCUGAAAUCUACCUCCUCACCCUCAGCAAUAAUCCAACCAGAAACCGGUUUGAAUGAAUCGAAUUUUGAUGCGAUUAUAGAAAUUCAAGAUUUCCAUACAGGUAUAGAAGGAAUUGAUUUAGUAUGGUCAUCAAAUGAACCCAAAAGACCUAUAUGGAACCAUUCAAGUUCAAAGCAACCUUUGGAAACCUCAGUUUAUGGUAUCACAUGGGACAUCAUCUUAACUUUAACAGCUGAUAUCUCAUCUAUAAAACUUCCCAAAACAUGGUCGAAUUCCUUAUCGAAUCAACCGUCUUCAAACCCAACCACCACCACCAAAAGCAAUGAAUGUUAUUUAGUUCAAGGACCGAAAGGAGUAGGAAAAAGUACAUUUCUUCGACUUUUACUUAACAAACUCUUACAAAGUUAUGAACAAGUAGCUAUUUUAGAUUUAGAUCCAGGACAACCUUUGUUUACUUCACCUUCAUUGAUCUCAUUGAAUUUGAUUAAUCAACCUUUGAUCGGUCCUUCAUUUUGUUUUCAAUCUAUACUUCAAAGUUCAUUAAGAUCUUAUUAUCUUGGAAACAUCUCUCCAAUCGAUUCUCCUCAACGAUACCUUGAAAGGUUAGAAGAUUUAAUUAAUUUUUAUAAACUUGAAUUUCAUGAAUUUAAUAAUCUUGAACCUGUCUUACUGACCAAACGUCAACGUCGGAAGUAUGAAGAAAGUUUAAACCAUCAAGUUGAUUCAAUCCAAGUGAAGAGUACGGGAAAAUGUUCAGAUAGGGUGCCUCUUUUGGUCAAUACAAUGGGUUGGACAACUGGUUUAGGAUCCGAACUUUUAAGUAAAAUUCGUGAACUUGUGAAUCCUAGUACGAUCUUCACAUUCGAAUCUCAAGAAACAUUUCAAGCAAAUGAGAAUAAUGAAGAGAAUCCGAGCAUACAAUAUCUAGAACCGAUUGGAGAUACACCACUUUCACUUAGAUUACCAUCAAAUGAAUCAAGAACCUUAAACUUGAUUUCAUACUUGUAUUCAUCAAACUCCACUCCGAUUUCACAAACAGAUCGAAAUACCAAGUUUUUUAGGAAAUGGGAUUUCGAAAACCAACUUUAUAAACAAAGACCAAUGAUCAUCAAUCAUAAAGAACUUUCCAUCGAUUUAUUCGAAGAAGAGAUACCUGAAUCUCAUUUAUCGUAUGUACUAAACGGAUCGAUUGUUGCAAUCCUUUCAAAUCAUCAUGAAUCCAAUUGUUUAGGAUUAGGAUUAGUUAGAUCAUUUGAUCAAUCUCAUGGGAUCCUUUAUUUAAUUCUUCCAGAAGGCUUUGGAUCGAAUGAUGAAAAGUUUAAGAUCUGUAAAGGAUUUGAACCUUGUUUACCUUUGAAUUUAUUAGUUUAUGAACAUGAGGAUCAUCAGAUUAAACCGUAUUUAGAAAUCAGGAAUCUUGGAAUCGGUCAUUCAAAUCUAUUGGUUGGGUUUGAGAAGAAAAGAGUUAGGAGGAAUGUAAUGAGAUGGUCUCAAAGAGGAAAUUAA